Molecule: messenger RNA, 2977 nt
Organism: Coregonus clupeaformis (lake whitefish)
Lineage: Eukaryota; Metazoa; Chordata; Actinopteri; Salmoniformes; Salmonidae
Product: lysophosphatidylcholine acyltransferase 1-like
Exons: 14
Coding region: 1323-2927 (534 amino acids)
Molecular function (GO): calcium ion binding
Source: RefSeq, a predicted model, not a curated record
ACCUAGUCAGUCUAUGUCAUGGAAAGAGCAGGUGUCUUAAUGUUUUGUACAUGCAGUGUUUAUAAAAUCACAUGAAAAUUACGUUUUUGACAGCACUGGGCCUUUAAAUCAGUGCUGAUGCUUAAUAUUUGUGCAUUUUGCUAUGUAGGCCUACAGCAUGCAAAACAUACUGUAUUGCUGCUACUACAUUAGCAGUCUGGAGAAGAGAGAGGGUCAAUGAGAAAGAAAGUCACCUGUUGCCAUAGCAGCAAACCAAAAGGACAGGUUUCCCAUCUCUUCUACUGUUAGAGAGAAGCAUUAGCCUGUUACAAUGCUUCAUUAUUUGCAUAAAUUGCAGCCUGAGCUAAAAUUCAGCAAUAUUGCUAAAUUCAGCUCUUAGAUUAUUAGAUAAGUAGUAUGUUCGAUUCCUAAGUGAAGAAAUGUACCAUGUUACAGACUACAUUUAGACCUGGUGUGCUGCUUUAAACACUUAGUAUAUGGCACUGGACAGACGUUUUAUGUGCAAAUUACUUCAUGCAAAUUCUGAUGAAUAAAUACCAAGGCCUGAAACACCAAUGCAAUUAAUCGAUAAAAAAUAAAUAAAAAAUAGGCAAGCAUCAUAAUAACGAAUCACACAAUUCCCAAUCAAUAUAGGGGCGGCAGGUAGCCUCGACAAUGGGGACCCUGGCCGUGACCCCACUCCCUGCGAGUGUCUCAGGGGGAGUUGGGAUAUGCAACAACAACAACAAAAACAUUUCCAUUACACAAUUGUGUGUAACUGGGCUAAUAUAAGCGCCACACAUAUUAUUAUCAUUAUUAUAGUGUCUUAUAAGCUCUGCAAACGUUUAACAGUUCAUGAACUUAUUAUAAAUACAACAAAGAUUUGAGAACACGUGUGGCUCAGUUGGUAGAGCAUGGCACGAUUCCCACUGGGAACCAGUACGAACAUGUAUUCAUUCAGUCAUCAUUACUGUAAAUCGCUCUGGAUGAGAGUCGUCUGCUAAACGACUAAAAUGUAUAUGUUUAUCUUGAGUCAAGUCAGACAACUAGGCGCAUGCGUUCUCAAGAAGCAGCCAGGAAGGGGGACUCUUCUAGCAACGGUAGUCUGCCAGUUAGGAUAGCAGUCUAGCGGGUCUGACAUCCGUACUGCGUACGAGGGAAGCUAUUGCCCGACUUCACAUGAUCCUUGGCUAAUCCUCCAGCCUCUUGGGAACGAAGAUAAUAACAUGUGUGCCGGAAUUAGGUAGACACAGACACGAUACAACGUUGUGGAGAUUUACAUAAAACAAAUUCGCUGCUGUCGCGUUUCCGAUACAGGUUCCAUCCUCUCGGGUCCGUUGAGGAUGAGGUUCCCGACCAUCAGACGGUGUCCUGGGGAAGGAGAUGGGAAGAAGGAACUCGCUCCACCAUUUAGGAACCCUUUUGUGCAUGACUUGAGAUUCACCCCGCUCGAAAAGGCAAAGAUAGCGUUGAUGACGGUGACUCUGUUCCCCAUCCGGUUGUUCCUGGCAGCCUUCAUGAUGCUGCUGGCCUGGCCCUUCGCCUUCAUCGCCUCUGUGGGACGCAACGAGAUGGUGGUGGAAUCCCAGUCCUUAUGGAGGAAGUUUGUGGACAUUGCUCUGAGGACAAUCAUGCGGGUCAUGUGGUUUGCAGGAGGUUUCCAUUGGAUGACGGUGAAGGGGCGCCAGGCGCUACCGGCGGAGGCUCCUAUCCUAACCCUGGGACCCCACUCCUCCUACUUCGACGCUAUCCCCGUCACCAUGUCCAUGGCCUCCAUCGUCAUGAAGGCAGAGAGCAAGGACAUCCCUGUCUGGGGCACUCUGAUCAAGUACAUCAGACCAGUGUUUGUCUCGAGGUCAGACCAGGACUCCCGUAAGAAGACUGUUGAAGAGAUCAAACGCAGAGCCCUCUCUGGAGGAGAAUGGCCUCAGAUAAUGAUUUUCCCAGAGGGGACGUGCACCAACAGGUCCUGUCUCAUCACAUACAAACCAGGAGCGUUUAUUCCAGCGGUGCCAGUUCAGCCUGUGGUGAUAAAAUACCCCAAUAAAAUGGACACCAUCACCUGGACGUGGCAGGGGCCUGGAGCGUUUAAGAUCCUGUGGCUCACACUGUGCCAGCUGCACAAUGAGUUCAUAAUUGAGUUCCUUCCUGUCUACACUCCAUCAGAAGAGGAGAAGAAAAACCCUGCUCUGUUUGCUCACAACGUCAGGCGCCUGAUGGCCAAGGCCCUGGACAUCCCCGUCACCGACUACUCCUUUGAAGACUGUCAGCUGGCCAUGGCUGAGGGUCAACUCAGACUCCCUGUUGAGACCUGCCUGUUGGAGUUCGCCAAGCUGGUCCGGAGACUGGGGUUGAAGCCCCAGAACGUGGAGAAGGGACUUCAGGAGUUUGGGAACAGAGCCAGGAAGAUGGAGGGAGAGAAUCUGCGUCUGGAUGACUUUGCCCAUUACCUAGAUGUCCCUGUGUCAGACAUGCUCAGAGACCUCUUCUCUCUCUUCAACCAGGAAGACAACAUGAUAGACGUUAGAGAAUACGUCAUCGCCUUAUCUGUUGUAUGCAGACCUGCUAAAACUAUGGAGACCAUGAAACUGGCCUUCAAGAUGUUUGAGGCGGAGGAGGACGGUGCGAUCACAGAGGCUGAGUUGGCCUGCAUCCUAAAGACGGCGCUAGGAGUGGCUGACCUUAACGUCUCACGUCUCUUCACUGCUAUCGACACAGAGGACGCAGGGAAACUGACCUUCGACAAGUUCAGGAGCUUUGCAGAGCAGCAACCAAACUUCAGUGAGGACUACCUGUCCACAGACAAUACAGGCCUGAACGGCUGCCCUCACCAGUCCAACGCCACGCCCAACGCCAAGCCCCAGACCAAUGGGUUCUGCCCUGACUUCAGCCCGCCAGACAACCACCACAGCGCAACGACGGACGGUUCAGUGAAGAAACACAACUGAGUCUGUUAGCCAUCUCAGAAUCCACCUCUCCUGGUGAGAGAGUGGUGCUG